This is a messenger RNA of Papaver somniferum (opium poppy), 1239 nucleotides long. RefSeq names its product V-type proton ATPase subunit D-like. The transcript has 2 exons. The record is from RefSeq and is a predicted model, not a curated record. Gene Ontology annotation, molecular function: proton-transporting ATPase activity, rotational mechanism. NCBI's taxonomy places the organism in Eukaryota, Viridiplantae, Streptophyta, Magnoliopsida, Ranunculales, Papaveraceae. The coding region runs from base 163 to 942 and encodes 259 amino acids. Gene Ontology annotation, cellular component: vacuolar membrane; proton-transporting V-type ATPase complex.
CAAGUACGUGUAUAUAUAUAAGCCCAACAAUACCAAUAAUACGGGAUUCCAGAAUUUCCAUAUUUUCAAACCCCAACCAAAUCAAAAACAGGGCGAACACGAAUUCAGUCAUUUUCUCGCUGGUUUCGUGAAAAGUUUCUAUCUUGGAUUAAGAUCUAAAAGAUGGCAGGACAAAAUCAAAGAUUAACAGUAGUACCAACAGUAACAAUGCUUGGAGUAAUGAAAGCACGUUUAAUAGGAGCAACAAGAGGUCAUGCUUUACUUAAGAAAAAAUCUGAUGCAUUAACUGUUCAAUUUCGUCAGAUCUUAAAAAACAUUGUAUCUGCUAAAGAAUCAAUGGGUGAUAUUAUGAAAACUUCAUCAUUUGCUUUGACUGAAGCUAAAUAUGUAGCUGGUGAGAAUAUUAAACAUACUGUUCUUGAAAAUGUUCAUAACGCUUCGCUAAAGGUGCGAUCGCGUACUGAGAAUGUUGCUGGAGUUAAAUUACCCAAGUUUGAGUAUUUUACUGAAGGUGAAACUAAGAAUGAUUUGACUGGAUUAGCGCGAGGUGGACAACAGGUGCAACUUUGUAAGGCUGCUUAUGUCAAAGCAAUUGAAGUUCUUGUUGAGCUUGCUUCACUUCAAACGUCUUUUUUGACUCUUGAUGAAGCAAUUAAGACUACUAAUCGUCGUGUUAAUGCUCUGGAGAAUGUUGUGAAACCUAGGAUUGAGAAUACUAUUAGUUACAUUAAGGGUGAACUGGAUGAACUUGAAAGAGAGGAUUUCUUUAGGUUGAAGAAGAUUCAAGGGUAUAAAAGGAGAGAGAUGGAGAGGACACUAGCUGCAUCGAAGAUGUUUGCAGAGGAUCAAGAAGCUGAGAAAGUUUCGUUGCAGAAAGGGAUUUCGAUGAAUGCUGCUCAUAACUUAUUGUCUGCGGCAAAGGAUGAGGAUAUUGUUUUCUGAUUUGGUGGAGGUUAGUGCUAAAUUUAUUUAUUCAAGAAUUUAGUGUGUUGUGUUUUAUUUGCUUUUGAUGUUUGGGUUUAUCCGGGAAGGAAUGAAGGAAUGAACAAACAGUUUUUAUGAUUUUGUGAACCUUGUUAUAUUGUCUGAAUAAGAGUUCAUAUCUCUCUGUUUAUUAUCAAACCUUUUGUAAAUUAGUAUCUGAAUUAUGGUUAGACGUAUGUCGAAAUUGAACCCUUUUUAAGGGUGGUUGGAUGCUAUAUAUCGAUAAUUACAACUGUGUUAAAAUAUCAGUUGAUA